AUGCCAGUUGGUAGCCUGACUGCAACAAGCAACAUUGAGUGCGCUACUUUUGUGCGGGAGCCCCUGCAGGUUGGGCCUGAGCCCUCCUAUCGCCAAUCACGCAUAGGAGGUGCUCAGCUUGCGGCAGCACUACAAAGAGAGGCGCCUAAUUUACGCCACCCCUCAAUCAUGCAGCCUGGCAAGAUCCUGUUCUGCGCUUUCCUCGAUGAAGAACACCAGGGCCCUCGAGAAGUGGCCCAGAACGAUGACAACAAUUAUGCCUUGGGCAGGGUCGGAAGUCAUAAUAUUGUGAUUGUCGUCUUGCCCGACAGGGUGUACGGUACGGCCGUUGCCGCGACCGUAGCAAGAGACAUGCUUCAUAGCUUCCCGAAUAUCCGCAUCGGGCUCAUGGUCGGUAUCGGCGGCGGUGUGCCAAGUCUAAAACAUGAUAUACGUCUCGGUGACAUUGUGGUCAGUAGCCGUGACGGCGGGAAAGGCGGGGGUGUUCCAAUAUGA
Molecule: messenger RNA, 495 nt
Organism: Fusarium oxysporum Fo47
Lineage: Eukaryota; Fungi; Ascomycota; Sordariomycetes; Hypocreales; Nectriaceae
Exons: 2
Coding region: 1-495 (164 amino acids)
Biological process (GO): nucleoside metabolic process
Molecular function (GO): catalytic activity
Source: RefSeq, a predicted model, not a curated record